This is a messenger RNA of Dreissena polymorpha, 5068 nucleotides long. RefSeq lists its product as uncharacterized. The record is from RefSeq and is a predicted model, not a curated record. Gene Ontology annotation, biological process: protein phosphorylation. Gene Ontology annotation, molecular function: ATP binding; protein kinase activity. Lineage: Eukaryota; Metazoa; Mollusca; Bivalvia; Myida; Dreissenidae. The coding region runs from base 440 to 3709 and encodes 1089 amino acids. The transcript is spliced from 9 exons.
UAAAACAUGGUUUUACCGGUUUUAUGAUUGUGAAAUCUCAUCGUUAAAUUGUUGUGGUAUUAGCAAGCCGCGGAAAUAAGUUUCAACGAUUCGUUUGGAUCGAAUAAGACAUUUGAUUUAUCCAAAAGCUUUUAACAAGUGGAUGCGAACACAUAAAUCAUCAGCACGUUUGUGAACUCUGUUUGGGCAUACCUAUGAAAUUAAGUAUGUGUUACGAUUUGCGAUUUGUGAGCGCUAUAUAACAUUUAUUUAUUUAAACACUGGCAUAAGGCAAUACAAAUAUCGAUUUGACGUUUGUUUAGUUCGAUAAAAAAAUAAUCUUGGGAGACACAAACGCGCGCACACACACACACCGACAAACAAAAGAGACAAGAAAAAGUGGCAAAAGAGUUUGAUGUGGAUUGUGUAAAACAUGUUCAACAAUAAAAUAUAAACAUAUAUGCCACACUGCGAAAUGGAGAGGCAACAAUUAUUGAGCGUGGACUCGGCUAAUUUCGAUUUAAAUGACCUCAUUUCUGACGGCGAGGACGGUCUCACAUUGGCAAAAAUCGAGGGAAUCACAGAUAUAGGAGAAGCUUUUGAAUUAGCAGACAACUAUGAAGUAUUCAUAAAUGACGUAACAUGUGAAACUGAGAUCAAAGAGAGGCUAAUUAUGCACUUGAAAUGUCAGUAUCUGAGCAAUCGGAAGAAGAAGAUCGAGAAAUCGAUGUUAAGGGCCAGUCAGGACGACGCCAAUCGCCGACAGAAGCUUGAAGAGUUCAUAACGACACUGACGUCACUUAUACAAGGAGGAGGAGAGAGUGGGACGGGCUCCCGGAUCUCCGGCGGUGAGCUGGUGGAGGAGAACCUCCGACGGGAGGGCACGACUCGGGACUUCCAGGCCGACUGCAGGGACCAUAUAUCCGCUAUUCAGGAAAACGAGUGUCUCUUCAUUGUUGCCGGUGAAACCUCUGCGGGUAAAUCCAGCGUGCUGAAUCUAUUGUUUGAGCACGAUAUCCUGCCAGUGCAUAACAACAGUUCAACAUCCACCAUCACUGUGGUGCGAUACCACAGCAACAGACACGCACGCAUCGUCUACAAAUCAGACCGCCCCAGCGAGGAGUUCGACCUUGACCCCGAGGGCAUGGAAAGGCUAAAAAAUGUAGCUUUCAUGAAAACAGCAAUAGAGCGGGAAGGUCAUGAAGUCAGAGAAGUGCAGGUGUAUCUACCACUUCCGUUACUACAGGGCGGUCUGGUGUUGGUGGAUACCCCAGGAAUCGGAGAAAACGAGUUUUUAGAGGCGGAGCUUAUGAACUUCAUAGGAAGCCACCACAUCCGGGGAUUCGUGUACAUCAUCAAGACAGACAACGCGGGCGGAGUACAGGAGGACAGGUUGCUGAACCUUCUGAAGAUCGUGAUAGAGCAGCAGAGAUCAAGAUCGGACCUCACGGGGCGCCACACAACCUUUGACCCCAAGUCCGCCCUGUUCGUCUGCAACCGCGUCGAUCUUGUAUCGAAAGACGAACUCGAGAAAGUGAAGAAGAACGCAAUAGAAAAGCUUUCGGCUUGCUGGCCGAGUUUUGACGAGUCACAAGUGGUGUUCUUCUCCACCGAGAAAGCUCUGCGAGACGUGCAGGCGGACACAGACUACAUCAACGACAACUACAAACAGCUGUUAGACGCACUCAAAGAUCUAUUCAUAUCCGCGCUGGAGAAACGAGUCAAGAGUUCGUACAAAUGGAUAGAGUCGGUACUCAAGCGGUCGGACCACUACCUGAGGACGAUCGUGAAACGUCUUGACAUGACGGACAUGGACCUGAACGAGAAGUCGGAAGUGACGUUGAAGAAGCUGCAGAACCUCCAGAAGAAGUCGCAAUGGGUUCUACAGGAACUGAACGACAAGGUGGACACUAAGGCGAGAGAGCUGAACGAGGUAAUGAAAAGUGUGGUGAAGACGCCGAAGUGCAUGGAGUACUUAACUUCCAAUUGGUCGACACGUGACGUGCCGGAUGUGGACGGGGGCCUUGGAGACUGGCAGUGGAUACGAACGCGGAUCCAGGAAGCGUUCUUCGACAGGCUGAUGACAUACAUCGAGAUCUGGGAGCGCGAGGAGGAGAUUGUGGACGGGAUAGAGAGCGAUAUCGCAUGUGAGGUGAAAGCAAAACUUGACAUUCUGCAAGAUGAGCUUGAUGGAAUUGAGAGUGAAAUACGUGGCGAUUCGUCCUCCAACUCUUCAGACGGUGAAAUAUCGGCCUUGACAAAGUCUAGAAGACAAAGCUUGCUCAAUUUAACGCCAAUAAAACUUAAGUAUAGAUUAACGGAACCUAAACUGCCAAUAAAACUGGCGGCUCGCGUGACCAAACCUUUCAAAGCAGUUUUGGAACACAUCACGAAUAAAAUAAAAGUAAGUGAUUUCAUAAACAACCCUGUUAAAGUGGCUAAACAGUACUCUCAGAUAAUGUAUAGUCAACUUGGCCUUACACAAAACGGCCCGGAUGCGCCUCUUUUGGUCAUAGCGAACUAUUUAGUGGAAAGACCGCGCGACUAUCUAGACGCUAUUAAAAGACGGAUUCCGGAUAUGAUUCUUUCAAACCAGCUUUAUCUAAGACACAUUGAGGACAGUCUUGAGUCAGAACGGCAACACCAAUCGGAGUACAUCGAGACGAUGAUAGGCAUCGAGCAACUUCGUAAAUCUUUACGAACAUAUGGCGAAGGUUAUAUCUUAGUAGAAGAUUUCUCCAGAGGUGAACUUCAGAUUCAGCGGGAUCAGACGGAGGAUGGUAAAAAGCCUUUUAACGCCUGCGAGUUCAUGCGCUCUAGUUCCGGUGGGCUGGACACCUCGCAACGACGGGACAUCCGGGGACUCUGGACAGUUACGUACAGUGGCGUCCUGGUGCGCAACGGCGUGGAGAGGCCAGUAGGGAUCCGAGUGUACCUGCCGUCUUCCGGCGUUGAGUGCACACUCAACGAGGUGGCUAGACUGAGGUGUCUGACAUGGAAGGAUACGGGUGUAGCGGAGUUCCUCGGAAUCCAUAACGCAGACGCUAUCUGCCCGGCUUUCGUGUACGACGGCGACCUGCGCUCCCUGCGGAAGACUCUCGCCUCCACGUUCCUGAACAUGCGGGAGCUCAUACCAGAAGUUCUGCUUGGGGUCGCCAGCGGCCUGGAGUAUCUGCACAACAAAGGCAUGGUGCACAUGGAACUCACGCAAGACACAGUCACGGUGGACGAAGACGGUGAAGUCCGACUCACGGGUGCCUGUCUACCUCGUAAAGCUGUGUUCCCAACAUACCGAGAGUCCAUUUACUCGGGAGACUUCGUGCAUUUGGCACCAGAAGUGCUCACGGGCGACGUCUACAAACCGACAGCCGACAUUUAUGCGUUCGGACUUCUUGUAAUUGAAUUGACCAAUAACGACAUGCCGAAAGUAUUUGCGAAGGAACGGGAGAUGACACUUUAUGACUUUACGGAAAGAGUUCAACCGGACGUUAUGUUAAAUUUAGAGCAAACGGUAAAUAUUUACACAGUAAAAACGCGCGCGUUAAUAGAAAACUGUCUGCAGAUGGACCCAAAUGAUCGGCCUCAUAUGCGUGAGGUAGUUGAAUAUACUGACAACAUAAAGUAUGAGCUCGAUGCUCUGGAUAAAUUCCCGACGAGAAAAACCAGGGCACAUGUGAAGAGUUAUUCAUUUGAUAGGACAUUAAGAAAAUCAAUGGAUAAAAAGUUAUGACAUGAUUUUGCACAUAGAUAAAAUAUUAAUUAUUUACUCUUAAAAGUAAACUGUGGCCUACCUUUUCCAGAAAUUAUCUGCACAUGUCAUGGAUUUAUGAGAAAACGUAUCAUCUAACACGUGUCUUAAUAUUGACUACCGGGUACAAAUGAUAGUGGAUACUUGUGUUGUAUUGAUACAGAUAUAUUUAUCCGCAUUAUUCAUUGUAAAUAUGGUACGCAAGGAUACUGCGCAUUUAUUUAUAUAAUCAAAUUUAGUGAAAAGUACCAUUGUUGCAAUUAUUAACUUGUUAUCUUAGUUGUGGUACAACACGAGAGAAAAUAUUUUUUACUGGCCCCACGCCUAGAUCUUGUUCAAAUGCCUUCGUGUGUGGUUCUAUUAACUUUGUUUUAUAUUCGCUUUCUUAUUUUUAACUUCACAAGCCAAAUAACGUACACACCUGAUCUGCUUUUCUAUAAGUUAAAAAAAUACAUACGCCUUUUGAAUUAUAAAAUCACAAAAACAAGGUAUUGUAUUUCAGAGAAGCAUUCAUUCUAUCACAGUUCCGAAGACAUACAAUUUAUCGCAUCUAACCAGAUGUUAUAGAACAAACUAAGACGCACUUUUAUAAUACGUAUGUUAACCCUUUGCAUGCUGGGAAAUUUGUCGUCUGCUAAAAUGUCGUCUGCUGAAUUUGUAAAAUAAGCAUUUUCUUCAUUUUUUUCAAAGAAUACUAUCAGAAUAGCAAACAGUUUGGAUCCAGAUGAGACGCCACGUUCUGUGGCGUCUCAUCUGGAUCCAAACUGUUUGCAAAGGCCUUUAAAAUUCAGCUCCAGCGCUUUAAGGGUUAAGUUUAAAAACAUAAAUACAUGCAAAGUAUUCGUUGACUGACUUUUGAAGUGAAUACAAAGUUCUACGCUAAAAGAAUUUUGCACUAAACCCUGUUAAGACUCAAACAUGCACUUUUAAAGUUGGUUCGUCUUUAAUGCUUCCCUACGGGGAAACUGCGAAAUAUACAUUCAACGUAAUGGGUAUCUGUCAUAGCUGUAAAAAUGUUCAGUCCUAACACACAUGUGUUUGUCAUCUAAAUACCACCAAUGACUUAAGUAUUGCGUAUUUCAUUUUCAGCAACUCAUAAUCACGUACUCCUUUUCCAUGCAGGACGCUGUCAUUUGAUAUACAUUCAUAUGAAAAGCGACACGAUUUCAAAGUAUCUUGCAGGUGUGACUAUAAUACCAAUUUGCAUUUUGUAUGCAUUAUGCAAAUACUUUGUGCAUCAUGUUUAUGCGUAACGGUUGUUUAUCUCUGUCAUGUUUUGCUAUUUAUUGAAUGUUUUUUUCCAGCAUUUUACUAUGUCUUGUUAUUUAAAUGAAAUAAAAG